Molecule: messenger RNA, 2384 nt
Organism: Malaclemys terrapin pileata
Lineage: Eukaryota; Metazoa; Chordata; Testudines; Emydidae
Product: zinc finger protein 572-like
Biological process (GO): negative regulation of transcription by RNA polymerase II; regulation of cytokine production; regulation of immune system process
Source: RefSeq, a predicted model, not a curated record
AGCCUGCGAGGGUCGGUGCGGGCUGGAGAGGCAGCAGGGAACCCCCCAGUGAAGAGACGAGGUAACUCCACUCAGAGAGGUUUGAAGGACCGCAGUGAAACCAUGCUCCAGCUUAGAACCCGCACUAAAGAGAAACCGUAUGAAUGUCCUGAGUGCGGGAGGAGCUUCACUCGCAACUCACACCUUAUUGUGCAUCACAGGAUCCACACAGGAGAGAGGCCCUAUGACUGCCUGGACUGUGAGAAGGGGUUCACUCAGGGUGCCGACCUGACGAAGCACCAGAGAACCCACACAGGAGAGAGACCCUAUCGCUGCCCUGAGUGCGGGAAACAGUUUGCCACUUUCUCCUCCCUUAUUUCACACCGGAGACUUCACACAGGAGAGAGACCCUACAAAUGCCCCGAGUGUGGGAAAAGCUUCAGUGCCAGCUCCAACCUUAUUGUGCACCAGAGAACCCACACUGGGCAGAGGCCCUGGACAUGCCCCGACUGUGAGAAAAGCUUCAGCGUGAGCUCCAACCUUAUCGCCCACCAGAGGAUCCACACGGGAGAGAGACCCUAUAAAUGCCCCGAGUGUGGGAAAGAGUUCACUCAGAGCUCCCACCUCCUUUCCCACCAAAGAAUUCACACGGGAGAGAGACCCUACGAAUGCCUCGAUUGUGGGAAGAGCGUCAGCGAGGGCUCAGACCUUACUAAGCACCAGAGGAUUCACACGGGAGAAAGACCCUAUAAAUGUCCUGAGUGUGGAGAAAGCUUCAGCCAGAGCUCCAGCCUGAUUAAACACCAGAGAGUCCACACCGGAAAAAACCCCUAUAACUACCCUGAGUGCGGGAUAAGUUUCCAGCUGAGCUCCACCCUUAUUGCUCAUCAGAGAAUCCACACAAGAGAGACUCUAUAAAUGUCCAUUCUGUGGGGAAGGCUGCAAGUGGAAGAUCUCUCUAAUGUCCCACUAGACACGCCACAGAGAAGGUGGCAGGAGCUCUCCCUGAAUGUAAUGAUUCUAUGCCCUGCUGACGCAACGUACAAACGUGCUUCAUUUCAGGAUGGUCUAGGUAUAGGGGGGCCAGGUGGAUGUUUUGGGUUUCAGUGUGGCCAGAGGAGGGAGCACUGGGUACUGGGGAGACGGGUUAUUUCAAGGUCUGGGGGGAGCAGGUGUUGAAAUUAGUGAGGAGACAUUUCUGCAGGGGCCACACACACUUGCCAGGUCAGAGAAGAGGUGAAGAUGCCCCAUUGCACUUUGCGUCCAUGUUGUCUCUGCAGCUCCCAAAGCCUCUCAGGGUGGGGGUGAGGGCAGGGGAUGCUGUUGUUAUAAUUAUUGGUGUCAUGGCCCAUGACCCUCUGCACCAGGCACUGUGCAAACAUGGAAUGAAAAGCCAGUCCCUGCCCCAAAGAGUUUACAAUCUAAGUGGAGAAACGGGACAACAGAUGGAGACGGACAGAUGGGGGGCGGGGAUCCAAGAAAGAAGACAGUAUUGGUAGCAUGACGGGUAGCAUGCUCAGCAUACCAGCACCCUAACCACUGUCAGGUUUUUUUGCAGGCCUCACAGCAAAGGAGAGUUUUAAGUUUUUCAGGGAAAGAGUGGGGGGCCCUGUGGGUCCAUAGUCCAAAGCCACAAGAGCUGCUGAUCCGAAGUGAGAGGAUGGACUCUGUAAAUGCAGGGGCUGGAGACUGGGGAAUUCAAGGGGGAGAUUCCCAGAGAGAUGGGAGAUUGCCCUGUUCCUGAGAGUGCAGUAUGGUGUAGUAGUGAGAGCAGGGGGAAUUGGGCCUCAGGAGUCCUGGGUUUAGUUCCUAGCUCCAAGCGGGAGUGUGAUCUAGUAGUUAGAGCAGGGUGGGGGUGACUGCUGAGCUCAAUAACCAGCUCUGCUAGUGUCACUUCAUCCCAAUCACUUCCUCUCCUUUCUCUGCAUGUGCCUCUUCCAUCUGUGCAAUGGGGAUAAGUCACACACCAUCCCAGGGAGUCGUCAUUAAUUACUGUGUGUUCAGAGGCUCAGGAGGACAGAGGUGCCAAGGGAGGGGAAGUGUCAUUGUUACUGUGUUUCAUUAUUAUCUGAUCCUCUCCCAUCCCACCCCAGCUGUCUCAUUAGUGGAAGGGGAAGGGGAGGGUUUCAUCUGUUUCUAGGGAGGGGCUCAGCUCACAUUGUCACAUACUGGGCUUAUUCCUGAACUAACUGCCCUGGGAGGGCUUUUCUUUUUGUUUCUGGAUGGGGCAGGGGAGAGGUGGGGUCCUGUUUUUUUGGUUUUCUGCAAUAGCAGAGACUGGAUCGAAUGACACAGAAGCCCCCUUCCAGUUCUAUGUUCCUGCUUCUGGAAACGCAAGUUUCAGAGGAAUGUUUAUGUCUUGCUAAAGUUUUUACCUAAUUGGAUUUUGAUUUUCCCAGAUAAAU